Molecule: messenger RNA, 187 nt
Organism: Dentiscutata erythropus
Lineage: Eukaryota; Fungi; Glomeromycota; Glomeromycetes; Diversisporales; Gigasporaceae
Source: the annotation of a GenBank genome assembly
AUGAACGAACCUGAUGCGUCAAAUAUGAGUGAACCUGCUAUUUCAAUUAUAGACGAACCUGAUAAUUUGAAUAGUCAAGAUGAAGAUGAACUGACUGAUGAGCUUGGUGCUAAUCUUGAAGAAUAUAAUAAUGAAGUUUUAGAUAGUACAAAUAAUGUUGAAACAAUUUCAGAAGAUAUUUGUAUGG